GCGACAGUCAGUCGAAAGUCAGCCAUCGUGCGCGCCACAUUACCGGAACCGGAAUUCUCGACGCUGCACCGCUCGAAUUCCCAACCCAUGAAAAAAACACUCACACGCACCCUCACCCACUAUCUCGGGCACAACACAAAAACACAAAAGUGAUAAUAGAAUUCGCGCCCGCAGCAAAAUUAAGAUUCAUCGAAGGUUCCUACACAGAAACGUGUCGCGUAGUUCAAAACACAAAAUUCCGAAUAAACCGAAAACUGAAUUAAAUUUGAAUAUCAAUUCCGAAUAACACCACACAGAAGUGCUACAAAAUGUGCCGGGUGUAAAGUAAAAAUAAAAUAAAAAACGAGAAAAAUACGAGAAGAAAACGAGAGGCGGAGAGAGCCAAGGCAACUGGAGUUGGGCCACGCCAAGGCCCCAUCCAACCAAAAAAAUAAUAAAAAAAGAAGCAUAAUUAACUAAAAGAAAAUCUGGCUUGAGAAAAGUGGGAGCCGAAGCCGAAAAUAUGUGCGCAGACUUUUCUUUGGUCGGCCAGUGGAAUUGAUUUUCUUUUCGUUUCUCCCAAUCUCCCCCGCAACUACUCCCCCGCCCGACCUUCUUCUGGCGCCUCAGCCGAAAAUAAAUUAAAGCCGCCAGUAUGAUCUACUACAUGUGCUGUCUAUUGGUACUCCUGCCCGGAGCUCUGGUCGCGGCCCAGGAUCCGUCGCACACGACAGAGUCCUUGUCCAGCAAGCACCAGCAGCCAUCGCACUCGAACGCCAUUAUGGGUGAGGCCGGUGUCUCCAACAGCCAGCUGAUGCACCCGGCGACUCCGGCGCGCACCCUGCGUCCCCUCACCACGGGCCCCGGGGCGGACCCCUCGCUAUACGACGCCCCCGACGACUGUCACUUUAUGCCAGCUGCCGGCUUGGACCAGCCGGAGAUAGCCCUCACCUGCAACCUGAGGACGGUGAACAGCGAGUUCGACACCACGAACUUCAGCGUGAUACCCGCAGAGCACACGGUGGCUUUGCACAUCCUCUGCAACGACGAGAUCAUGGCCAAGAGCCGCCUGGAGGCCCAGUCGUUCGCCCACUUGGCCCGGCUCCAGCAACUGUCCAUUCAGUACUGCAAGCUGGGCCGCCUGGGGCGCCAGGUCCUCGACGGCCUCGAGCAGCUGAGGAAUCUCACCCUCCGAACGCACAACAUCCUGUGGCCAGCCCUGAACUUCGAGAUUGAGGCCGAUGCCUUUGCGGUGACCAGGAGGCUGGAGCGCCUCGACCUGAGCUCCAACAAUAUCUGGUCCCUGCCCGACAACAUCUUCUGCGCCCUCUCCGAGCUGUCCGCCCUGAACAUGAGUGAGAACCGUCUGCAGGAUGUCAACGAGCUGGGAUUCAGGGAUCGCAGCAAGGAGCCGCCAGCUGGCUCCACGGAAGCCACUUCCACCACAGAGUCGGGCAAAAAGAGCAGCAGCUCCGCCAGCAGCUGUUCCUUGGACCUGGAGUACCUGGACGUGAGUCACAACGAUUUCGUGGUGCUGCCAGCGAAUGGCUUCGGUACCCUGCGCCGACUCCGGGUCUUGUCUGUGAACAACAACGGCAUCUCCAUGAUUGCCGACAAGGCCCUCAGUGGCCUGAAGAACCUGCAAAUCCUCAACCUGAGCUCCAACAAGAUUGUGGCCCUGCCCACCGAGCUGUUCUCGGAGCAGGCCAAGACCAUCCAGGAGGUCUACCUGCAGAACAACUCCAUCAGCGUCCUGAAUCCGCAGCUCUUCUCGAACCUGGACCAGCUGCAGGCUCUGGACUUGUCGAUGAACCAGAUAACCUCUACCUGGAUCGACAAGAACACUUUCGUGGGCCUGAUUCGCCUCGUCCUGCUGAACCUGUCGCACAACAAGCUGACCAAGCUGGAGCCGGAGAUCUUCAGCGACCUGUACACCCUGCAGAUCCUCAACCUCCGGCACAACCAGCUGGAGAACAUUGCGGCCGAUACCUUCGCUCCGAUGAACAAUCUGCACACCCUGCUGCUGUCGCACAACAAGCUCAAGUAUCUGGACGCGUACGCUCUGAAUGGACUGUAUGUGCUCUCGCUGCUGUCGUUGGACAAUAAUGCUCUGAUUGGCGUGCAUCCGGACGCUUUCCGGAACUGCAGUGCCCUGCAGGACCUCAACUUGAAUGGCAAUCAGCUGAAGACGGUUCCCCUGGCGCUGCGGAACAUGCGGCAUCUGCGGACCGUGGACCUGGGCGAGAAUAUGAUAACCGUGAUGGAGGAGAACGCCUUCAAGGGCCUGGGCAACCUCUACGGCCUGCGCCUGAUUGGAAACUACCUCGAAAACAUAACAAUGCAUACGUUCCGGGACCUGCCCAGCCUACAGAUUCUGAACCUGGCCAGGAACCGGAUUUCUGUCGUCGAGCCCGGGGCCUUCGAGAUGACCUCCAGCAUCCAGGCCAUCCGAUUGGAUGGCAACGAUCUGAACGACAUCAACGGGCUGUUCAGCAACAUGCCAUCGCUCCUUUGGCUGAAUAUAUCAGAUAAUCGCCUCGAGUCCUUCGAUUACGGUCACGUGCCGGCCACUCUUCAAUGGCUGGACCUGCACAAGAACCGCUUGAGCAUCCUGUCGAAUCGCUUCGGCCUGGACGCCGAGCUGAGGCUGCAGACCCUGGACGUGAGCUUCAAUCAAAUCCAGCGCAUCGGACCCGGUUCCAUUCCCAACUCCAUCGAGCUGCUGUUCCUCAACGACAACCUAAUUACCACUGUCGACCCCGACACCUUCAUGCACAAGACCAAUCUGACCAGGGUGGAUCUCUACGCGAACCAGAUAACCACUCUGGACAUCAAGUCGCUCAGAAUACUUCCAGUGUGGGAGCACCGCGCCCUGCCGGAGUUCUACAUCGGUGGGAAUCCGUUUACGUGCGACUGCAACAUCGAUUGGCUGCAGAAGAUUAACCACAUCACUUCGCGGCAGUACCCCAGGAUAAUGGACCUGGAGACCAUCUACUGCAAGCUGCUGAACAACCGGGAGCGCGCCUAUAUUCCCCUGAUUGAGGCCGAGCCCAAGCACUUCUUGUGCACGUACAAGACCCAUUGCUUUGCGGUGUGCCAUUGCUGCGAGUUCGAUGCCUGCGACUGCGAGAUGACCUGCCCCACCAACUGCACGUGCUUCCACGACCAGACCUGGUCUACGAACAUCGUCGAGUGCUCCGGUGCAGGCUACUCCGAGAUGCCGCGUCGAGUGCCCAUGGACACCACUGAGCUGUACAUCGAUGGCAAUAACUUCGUGGAGCUGGCGGGGCACUCGUUCCUAGGUCGCAAGAACCUGGCCGUCUUGUACGCCAACAACUCGAACGUGGCCCACAUCUACAACACCACCUUCAGCGGCCUGAAACGCCUGUUGAUCCUGCAUCUGGAGGAUAAUCACAUCGUCUCCCUGGAGGGCAAUGAGUUCCACAACCUGGAGAACCUGCGCGAGCUGUAUCUGCAAUCCAACCGAAUCGCCAGCAUUGCCAAUGGCAGCUUCCAGAUGCUGAGGAAACUGGAGGUCCUGCGGCUCGAUGGCAACCGACUGAUGCACUUUGAGGUAUGGCAGCUGAGUGCUAAUCCCUACUUGGUGGAAAUCAGCUUGGCCGAGAACCAGUGGAGCUGCGAAUGCGGCUACCUGGCGAGGUUCCGGAAUUAUCUGGCUCAGAGCUCCGAGAAGAUUAUCGACGCCGCCAGGGUUAGCUGCAUCUACAACAAUGCCACCAGUGUGCUGCGGGAGAAGAACGGCACCAAGUGCACCCUCAGGGACGGAGUGGCCCACUACAUGCACACAAACGAGAUUGAGGGCCUGUUGCCCCUGCUCCUGGUGGCCACUUGCGCCUUUGUGGGCUUCUUCGGCCUGAUUUUUGGCCUCUUCUGCUACCGCCACGAGCUGAAGAUGUGGGCCCACUCGACGAGCUGCCUGAUGAACUUCUGCUACAAGUCGCCACGAUUCGUGGACCAGCUCGACAAGGAGCGGCCCAACGACGCCUACUUCGCCUACAGCCUCCAGGACGAGCACUUUGUGAACCAGAUUCUGGCGCAGACCUUGGAGAACGACAUUGGCUACAGGCUGUGUUUGCACUACAGGGAUGUCAACAUUAAUGCCUACAUUACGGACGCUCUGAUUGAGGCCGCCGAGAGUGCCAAGCAGUUUGUUCUGGUCCUGUCCAAGAACUUCCUCUACAACGAGUGGAGUCGCUUCGAGUACAAGAGUGCCCUGCACGAGCUGGUGAAGCGAAGGAAGCGCAUGGUGUUCAUCCUGUACGGAGAUCUGCCCCAGAGGGACAUCGACAUGGACAUGCGGCACUAUUUGCGGACCAGCACUUGCAUCGAGUGGGACGACAAGAAGUUCUGGCAGAAGCUGCGACUGGCCCUGCCCCUGCCCAAUGGAAGGAGCAACAACAACAAGCGCGUGGUCUCCGGCUGCCUCUCCGCCCGCACGCCCUCCGUCAAUAUGUACGCCACCAGUCAUGAGUACCAGGCCGGCAACGGAGCCGUAAUUCCUCUGCCCACCGCUCGGUAUGCGGAGUGUGGCGGCAACAACUAUGCCACAAUCAACGAGUGCGGAGGCGUGGGCACCACCGGACGCGGCUACAAGCCCAUCCCCACCUCGGCCUCGGCGGCAGCGGCUGCCUGUAAGUUCAACACCAUGAACCAGCUGUCGAAGAAGCAGCAGAGGGAUCUGAGUGUGGCCGGGAUGGCCAAGACCCUGGAGCACCAGCACCACAACCACCACGGGCAGUCGAACCGCCGGAGCCAGCACGAGUACGCCGUGCCCAGCUACCUGCCCAGCGCCGCUCCGGCCUACGACAGCGUGGACUACGCCAAGCAGCAGCUGCGGGGCAGCGGGGGCAACUGCGAGUGCAUCAACCUGGGCGGGGGCACGGCCAAGCGGUCGCAGCCGAUGAAGGGCUCCGGCCUGCCGCCCAGCUUCAGCUCGAACUUCGUGCCUCCAGGCGGGGGCCCUGCGUCCUACAACUGCAAAAAGUCCUGCACCUGCAACGGCGAGGAGGACCUCCUGUGCAGCUGCGGUGGCGGUGGGGGCGGGGCAAAUCUCCUGGAGAGCGCCACCCAGAGCAGCGUCACCAUGAGCAGCAGCAGCAACAAUAGCCGGCAGCCGGAGCUCACCCACUACGAGUCCAACUUGAGCCUGAACGACGACGAUGACGAGGACGAGGAUCACGAUCAGCAGAAGAACCUCUGGGCGUAACGGGGUUAAAGCCCAAACCAAAAAAAAAAUAAAAAAAAAACAAACAAAACCAAGCAGGGGACAGACUGCGCAACCAGUGAAUUUAUAAACGAUAAAAGAAAACUCUAAACCUUAACUAAAGUUAAAAGCUAAUUAAUCGAAGCGGUAGCCAGAAGAUAGCAUACUUUUUGGGAUGGUUCGAACAGACUGAUACUUUUAGUUGAUUAAAUAAAUUAUUCCUUGUAUAUAGAUCCCAGAAACACACUAAGCAGACGCUAAUCCUUAAUGAGAUUUCAAUAGUUUACAAAUUGUAUAAAUGGAUGAAUAACUUGAACGGUUUUAAUGUAAGGGCCUGUACAUAAUUAUAAAUACAUAAUGCCAGAUAAUUAAUUUAUUUAAUAUUACAUAGCUACGACAAGUAUAAGACAACAGUGUUGAAUUAAAAUAAAUAUACAAAUACGACAAAAAUUACAAUAAAAAUAUAAAACAAACAGAAAAAGAAUCCCCAAUCAUUUUCAACUUUCCACAGCGUUUUCCACACCCCCUCCGCCAUCAUCAGAUAGCCAGGAAAAUUAAUUAGCAUGUAAGGAAAUUGUACGAUAAACAUCAAACAAUGCCAUUGGUAAACAGAAAUGCAAAAGGAGCAGAAGCCCAACACCAACACCAACAGAAACAAAAAAAAAACACAUUUAAGUGAAAUUCGCACCCACAGGCCGAGCGAAAAUGCUGCAAACAAUAAAAAGUCAUAAUAAUAACUGCGAUGAAAAUAUGCAUACACAGAGAACUAUAUAUACAUAAUAAUAUUAAUAGCUGACACUCAACGAAUUGAAAAUAAAAUUAUAGUAAAUCAUAGCCCCCUCCCAGCCUCUCAGCCUCUCGGUCCGGCAAUGCGAUAAUGAUGAGCCGACCAUGAAGCUGCCGUUGAUAACAAUUAAGCCUCCAAAUGGUACCCGAACGAGGGUAAUGAAUAAAAAACGCAAUGCAGUUUCGGGCUUAAUGGUUUUGCUUUUCAUUUAUUUAUGUUCAUGUUUUUUUUUUAACCAAUACUGUCUGUAUGGUGUAGUUUUUUUGUGGCGGAUUUGCAAAGUUAUUAUAAUUU
This is a messenger RNA of Drosophila bipectinata, 6284 nucleotides long. RefSeq names its product Toll-like receptor 6 (gene Toll-6). The record is from RefSeq and is a predicted model, not a curated record. Gene Ontology annotation, cellular component: extracellular matrix. Gene Ontology annotation, molecular function: protein binding. NCBI's taxonomy places the organism in Eukaryota, Metazoa, Arthropoda, Insecta, Diptera, Drosophilidae. Gene Ontology annotation, biological process: signal transduction.